Heterobasidion irregulare TC 32-1 is the source of this 1455-nucleotide messenger RNA. Its product is annotated as Esterase/lipase/thioesterase. Gene Ontology annotation, molecular function: cholinesterase activity. Lineage: Eukaryota; Fungi; Basidiomycota; Agaricomycetes; Russulales; Bondarzewiaceae. The transcript is spliced from 7 exons. Bases 1 to 1455 code for a protein of 484 amino acids. The record is from RefSeq and is a predicted model, not a curated record.
AUGGGCAACCCUCUCAGCACUGCCAGCAUGCUAUCAACAUCACUAGCUUUUUUCUUCACGUUCAUCCUCUACGCCUCUCUUGCCCGCACGACCCAGGCCUUAAGUGUUCGCUCCUCUGUUCUAAGCAACAGCAGCAAGAGUCUCAUUGUCGAGACGACUUCGGGCAAAGCCCGUGGAUUCUUGGAUAAUAUUACCACAUCCAUCUCACUAAAGAAAUGCUUUGGUAUUCGGUAUGCGCAAGACACAUCGGGGCAUAACAGGUGGCGCCCACCCCAACCAUAUCGCUACAAUGAUACAAUAUUCAAUGCAACAGCUUUUGGACCGGCUUGUUUACAAGGUCGAACGGACGGCGGGAGUGGUACAUCUGUGCAAAGCGAGGAUUGUCUGAGGAUUAACGUCAUAGCGCCAGUGGGGGCUAAGGAGUUGCCGAUAUACCUAUACUCUUAUGGUGGCGGUUUCGACAGCGGCGCCUCCUCCGAUCCUAAGAUCGAUGGCUCUUUCAUGGCAGCAAAAGGCAUAGUUUUUGCCAGCUACAAUUACCGUCUGUCGUUAUGGGCUUGGCCGCAUGCGACUGAGAUUGCGCAGGCAAAUCAAACCCAGAACUUCGGUCUUCUUGACACUCGUGCUGCCAUUCGGUGGAUUCAGGCCAAUGCAGAUGUGUUUGGUGGGGAUCCCGCAAAGAUUACACUAGGCGGUGAAUCUGUAGGUGCCGAAAUGACGAACUUUUACCUCUCGGCGUGGCCUGACGAUCCUAUCAUUCGAGGAGCUAUAAUGCAGAGCUCAGACACUUCUCAACCGCAAUGGGUACUCGGAAAUCAGCUCGAAGCUAUAUCAAAAAAUCAAUCAUGUCCAACAGGCAACGGUCAGCUGGAUUGUUUGAGGGGAAAAGAUGGCUUUGCUCUCCAAUCCAUCUUGCUGGAGACCGGUAACCAAUUUCAACCUGUCAUCGACAACAUCACUGUCUUCAAGAAUUAUGUGAAACAAACAAGAGAGAACAGAAUUGCGAAUGUACCUUUGCUUAUUGGGACAAAUAAGGUAUUUUUGUCUCGAGACAUAAUACGCGAUGCGGCUUGGUUGGUACGCGAGAGAUGUUUCUAUGUUCAUUCCUUUGUGUCAUGCAGCAAAAGCAACAAUUUUAACUUCCCAUUUGCGAAUACAACCGACGUGCUGAAAUUAUACCCGACGUCUUCCACUCUCUACCCAUCUGUUUAUAAUGCGACUUCUGCUAUGUGGAGGGAUGCUCAUAUGCUCUGCCUUGCUCACAACCUUGGAAAAUGGCGAACGGAGGCACUGGGGCUUCCUGUUUGGCGGUACAGGUUCGACUUAGUUGCUAACAACCUUAAUUCGUUGGGUGCGUCCAUUGGGACAUUUCAUGGAGAGGACAUUCAAUUUGUCAUGGGGUGCGGAGUGUUAGACACUGUCAUCGGAACACAACCGACAGUUAUACCCAAUUAG